CAGGCUCAGGAGAAGUUCGAUCUGAGCGAGAACUGCGCCGAGCGCGCGGGGCUGCGCGGUGCUGCGGGCGAGCAGCUGAGCUUCGCGGCCGGGCUGGUCUAUUCCCUCAGCCUGCUGCAGGCCACGCUGCACAAAUACGAGCAGGCCCUCAACAAGUGCAGCGUGGAGGUGUACAAGAAGGUGGGGAUGCUGUACCCCGAGAUGAGCGUCCAUGAGCGCUCGCUGGACUUCCUGAUCGAGCUGCUGCACAAGGACCAGCUGGACGAGACGGUCAACGUGGAGCCGCUCACCAAAGCCAUCAAGUACUACCAGCACCUCUACAGCAUCCACCUGGCUGACCAGGCCGAGGACUGCACCAUGCAGCUCGCCGACCACAUCAAGUUCACGCAGAGCGCCCUGGACUGCAUGGGGGUGGAGGUGUGCCGCCUGCGCGCCUUCCUGCAGGAGGUGGCGGCUGCGGGGGCACAGAUGAUCGCUCCCCUGGCCGAGAACGAGGGGCUGCAGGCCCUGAAGCUGGAGGACCUGGCCUUCAAAGCCAGCGAGCAGAUCUACGGCACCCAGGGCGUCAACCCCUACGAGUGCCUGCGCCAGUCCUGCGGCAUCCUCAUCGCCACCAUGAACAAGAUGGCCACGGCCAUGCAGGAGGGCGAGUACGACGCCGACAGGCCGCAGACCAAG
Messenger RNA from Mesitornis unicolor (brown roatelo), 678 nucleotides. RefSeq names its product dynactin subunit 1-like. The record is from RefSeq and is a predicted model, not a curated record. Gene Ontology annotation, biological process: establishment of mitotic spindle orientation; nuclear migration. The annotation marks the transcript as partial. NCBI's taxonomy places the organism in Eukaryota, Metazoa, Chordata, Aves, Mesitornithiformes, Mesitornithidae. The transcript is spliced from 6 exons. Gene Ontology annotation, cellular component: spindle pole; kinetochore; microtubule associated complex.